CAUUUUCAUUUCUUAUCCCUAAAAGAUAGAUAGACAGAUAUCCUCCUCCUCCUCCUCAAAUCUUUAGUGGCAUAAAUUGAAGAUGGUAAGAUUACUUCUAACAACCACAAUUAACGGUUGCAGUUGCAGUAGUAGUAGUAGUAGCAUAUCAGCUCCCACCUGCAGGGUCGUGAUCCCAUCCAGGUGUCAUAAUUACUAUCACAAAAAAUUCUCAUUUUCUUUUGGAUGGAAUUCAUCAAAACCUUCCCAGCUCUCCCUCUUCCUAUUUACCAACAUAUCAAAAUCCCGAAAGCUUUACGCAGUGCAGGAAGAAGAACAACAACAAGUGGAUUAUCAAGUAUUGACUGCUAUCAACACCAAGUAUAAUGACAUUCUCAUCCUGGAUACUCCUGAUUCACGGAUGCUCCUCCUCGACUCUACUCACAACGUUCACAGCGUUUAUAACAAAGGACAAAAAUGGACUGGCUCUUAUUGGGAUGAAUUUGCAAGCUUGCCCGCUAUCAUUCCAGAAGGUCCAAUUGCAAUUUUUGGCUUGGGUGGUGGAACAGCUGCACAUUUGAUGCUUUCCCUGUGGCCUUCCCUACAGCUACAUGGAUGGGAAAUUGAUGAAAUUUUGAUUCAUAAAUCAAGAGAACAUCUGGGGCUAUCUGAUCUUGAGAAGUAUACUGAUGACGGUGGCAUCCUUCAUGUUCAUAUAGGCGAUGCACUUUCCAUAUCGAGUGGUAUUUGUGGAGGAUAUGCUGGUAUUAUUAUUGAUUUGUUUUCUGGUGGAGAGGUAUUGCCUGAGCUACAAGAGGUAGAUACCUGGUUGGAACUUAAUAAUAAGUUGAUGGCAAAUGGUCGAAUCAUGGUGAAUUGUGGUGCUGCUAAUCCAUCGAGUGAUUCUACUAGUGAUGGCAUCCUGGAGACGAAUUCCACCUUGAACACGAUGUGCAAAGCAUUUCCCGGCCAAGUAAAUUGGAUGAAGAUGCCAAAAAGUGAGGGUGAGAAUUAUCUUGCCUUCACAGGACCUUUGCCAGACUUGACAAUGUGGGCGGCUGAUCUCCCCGAUCCUUUGAGUUCCAGUGUUAUGCGAUGGACUUCUUGUUUCCCUUGACAACUUCUACUAGAUUUGUGCAUUUGAUGAAUGCAUCAUUCAUUAUUCAACUUCUUUUAUUAGUUUGUUUCAAUUUGGUGCAAUAGAAAUGAACCCAAGUAACCAUAUAACCAACUCACCUUGGAUUUAAGCCAUAAAACUAAGUCAUGGAACUUAGAUCCAGCGAUAUGAAACCAAAGUGUUCCCAACUUUUUUGUAAAUCCAUAUAUGCAAUAAACUAAUUCUUGUCUAGAAA
Molecule: messenger RNA, 1331 nt
Organism: Erigeron canadensis
Lineage: Eukaryota; Viridiplantae; Streptophyta; Magnoliopsida; Asterales; Asteraceae
Exons: 8
Coding region: 83-1096 (337 amino acids)
Source: RefSeq, a predicted model, not a curated record